AUGAACUUACUCGCUGCAAAUGUACCUGAUGACCCCUUUGACUACAUCGUUGUGGGUAGUGGCCCAGGAGGUAUCGUCACUGCUGAUAGGCUUUCUGCCAAUGGCAAAAAUGUGCUUCUGAUCGAGAGAGGACCCCCAUCUUCUUUCAGAUGGGGUGGGAGACGGAGAGGAAAAUGGCUUGAAAACUCGAAUCUCACAAGGUUUGACGUCCCAGGCCUUUACGGCCUCAUAUGGCAAGACAGCACCGACAUUAAAUGCCCGGACGUCGUGCCCAUGGCAGGCUGUGUCCUUGGUGGUGGAUCCGCCAUCAAUGCAGGCCUUUGGUUCAAGCCUCAAAGCUUGGACUGGGAUUCCCAGUUUCCUGAUGGUUGGAAAGCCGAGGACCUCUCCGCUGCCACGGAUAGAGCUUUCCAGCGUGUACCGUGGACUAGUGUUCCUUCUAGCGAUGAGAUUCUAUACAAUCGCGAGGCUAGUGACUUGAUUACGAAGGUACUCGUUAGUGACGGAUGGGCUAGCAUUGCGGCAAACAGUGAGCCUAAUGCCAAAAUCAAAACCAUCUCACAGUCAGAGUACUUCUUCCAGCACGGAGAGAGAGGAGGGCUCUUGGAGACCUAUCUGGUAUCAGCAGCAGCCCGUGGAAACUUCAAGCUUUGGAUGAAUACACUCGCCACCAGGGUCGAGAGAAACGGAGGUAGCGUCACUGGUGUGCAAGUUGAGCCUUCUGGUGACGGCGGAUACAAUGGCACUGUCAAGCUUACUUCAGGCGGCCGAGUUAUUCUUUCCGCAGGAGUGUUUGGCACAGCCAAGAUUCUGUUUCGGAGCGGGAUUGGCCCCAAAGAUCAGCUAGACGUCGUCCGGAAAGCAGAGCCAGAUUCACUCAUCGACUCUGCCCAAUGGAUUGACCUUCCGGUCGGGCACAACCUCGAUGAUCAUUUAAAUACAAACAUCAUGUUCGAGCAUCCGGACAUAGUGAACUACAACUUCAACAGCGCUUACAAUAACCCUAUUCCAGAUGAUGCAGCAGCAUAUCUUACCGACAGAUCAGGCAUCUUGACCCAAGCCGCCCCGAACAUCAAUCCCAUCUUCUGGGAUGCGGUCAAAGGAGACGACGGCAUCGACAGGUGGUUUCAAUGGACGAGUUAUGUUGGCGGACCACAAAGAGGCAAGACAUACAAUACUUCCGGCAUUGCAGCUGCCCUCGGACUAGGCAAGACUUCGAGGGGACGCGUCACAAUUAACUCGUCCCUCGUUAUGGAUGUCAGCGUGCUUCCUUACUUCAAUGACGAAGGAAACAAUGACUUCGAAUCCGUUGUGGCUACUGUUAGUGGGGUCGUCAAGGCGAUUUCUUCCAUUCCUGGAGCCACAACGGAUUCGAAGUCAUUGUUUCCUUCGUCAUUGAAGUAA
Molecule: messenger RNA, 1404 nt
Organism: Colletotrichum godetiae
Lineage: Eukaryota; Fungi; Ascomycota; Sordariomycetes; Glomerellales; Glomerellaceae
Exons: 7
Coding region: 1-1404 (467 amino acids)
Molecular function (GO): flavin adenine dinucleotide binding; oxidoreductase activity, acting on CH-OH group of donors
Source: RefSeq, a predicted model, not a curated record